Messenger RNA from Lytechinus pictus (painted urchin), 1392 nucleotides. RefSeq lists its product as uncharacterized. The record is from RefSeq and is a predicted model, not a curated record. Lineage: Eukaryota; Metazoa; Echinodermata; Echinoidea; Temnopleuroida; Toxopneustidae. The transcript has a single exon. The coding region runs from base 1 to 1392 and encodes 463 amino acids.
AUGUCAGGUAGAGGUCAGGUGAGCGUAUUUACCACUUCGGCCAAUUCAUCAACUCAGAACUGCAUCAUGUGUAAUGCAAUCCAUGAUCUUUUUGGCUGCCAGGAGUUCAAAAACAUGAAUCCAGAUGACCGCUUUGAUUUUGCCUUCAAGAACAGAUUAUGUUUCAAUUGCCUCUUACCUGGCCAUAUUUCGUCUAGAUGCAACAUCAACAGAACCUGCACUGUUAGAGGAUGCGAUCAAAGACAUACAAAGUUUCUCCAUACUGGGAGAAGGAUGAAGUCUCCACAGCGCCCUACACUUUUCAGUGCAAGUGAUGCGUCUACUCAAACUGACAGCGAUGUAUCAUCCCAUGCCAGCUGUAGCGCCAUGGGGGCCGGAGUUAGCAGAAUCGCUCUUCCGAUAGUACCGGUCAUUGUUAGUGUCCCAGGUGAAGUAGGAGGAACUAUUGAGACCUUUGCUUUGUUGGAUUCUGGUUCCACAAACUCAUUUUGUCUACAGGAAAUAGCAGAGAAGAUCCAGACAAAGGGACGAAAGAAGAUCGUAUCAGUAUCUACACUAGAAGCUCCUAACCACACCAUGGAAUGCGAAGAAGUGAAGCUGAGUGUAAAAGGGUCUUCUGGUACAUCAAGCAAGAAGAUAGAAGCUGAGUUCCUUGCACGUCCAAGCCUGAAUAUCAGUGCAGUGAACAUGGCCACUGAAGAAGAUAUCUCCAGAUAUCAACAUCUUUUUGGUAUUGAUCUCCAAGUGACAACAGGAAAGGAGGUAUCUUUACUUAUCGGACAGGAUAUGCCCGAAGCUCUGAUGCCACUGGAAGUCAGAACAGGUGCUCCAGGUGAAGUCUAUGCCAUCAGGACAGCACUUGGGUGGACGUUAAAUGGACCACUAGGAAAUGAAAGUAAUCUACUGAUUCAUCAAGCUUCAUCUAACUUCGUUUUUGCUGCAGGAAACAUACCGCUGGGAGUCGAACCACGUCAAACUUAUAAGCUCGAAAGAGUUGACAGAGAUGAUAAUAAUUGCCAACUUCCAUCUCACACCCUAACUCAGGAUCUGCAAAAUAAUCCUCAAGUGACAAGCAGACAAGACUCCCUGAAGACUGAACUGGAUAAAAAUGAUUGUCUAUAUGCUAACUACAGGGAGGAGAUGAAGUAUAUGCUGGAAGACUCAUAUGCUAAAGUGGUUCUUGAUGCAGCUCCUGAGAAAUAUGAAGGUCUGAUAGAGCUUUUCUCCAAGAUCACAGGCAUCGUCAGCAGCAGGCCUCCAACAAGAGAACCACCAAAGGUCUAUGAUGAUGAAGAUGUGAAUUCGAAGCUCUUACUUCUGUUAGACAGGAAGCUACAGCUACUUCCAGAAGUAACAGUCAGACCAGAUGUCUCGAAGAUGACUCAGAGUUAA